Messenger RNA from Sceloporus undulatus (fence lizard), 13735 nucleotides. It is a transcript of the gene TNS1, whose product is annotated as tensin 1. Lineage: Eukaryota; Metazoa; Chordata; Lepidosauria; Squamata; Phrynosomatidae. The record is from RefSeq and is a predicted model, not a curated record. Gene Ontology annotation, molecular function: protein binding. The transcript is spliced from 32 exons. The coding region runs from base 413 to 5878 and encodes 1821 amino acids. Gene Ontology annotation, biological process: fibroblast migration.
UGGACAGUGAUGCAUGGGGAGGGGGGGAGAGGCUGUGCUAAUAAGGUGGAGAUUGGGAAGGAGGAAAAUCCCUUUGCAGGCAGUUUUGAAAGCUUUUCCCCUCUUUGCUUCAUCACUGUACACUGCUCAAAGCUCCACCAUCCCAAAAAGCCUCUGGUCUGUCUCCCCUUUUGCCAGUAUCUGAAUGCAAGACCUUGGCUUCUCUUCAUUCCCAGCAGAAUACUGUGUAACUUCUUUUCCACUGCCAGUUUUGACUAAUACCAUCUGCACUGUUUCACAAACCUUUUGCUGCUUCUUGCGGACCAUGAAGAAGGGAGAAGCAAACUAAAGGUGAGGCCAAGAGUCCCCCUACCCCUUGGAUCUAGUAAGCCUUACCUUGGAGGUCCACUUUCUAAUAAGACAACCCAGCAGAAUGGAUUUUGGAAGCGUAAUGAACCAGGCUGCCACGCCUUGCAUGCCUGCUGGCAAUCAUGAACUGACAUCCACUGAGGAGAGUCCAGCGAAGCAUGUAGACACCCCAGUAUUUGCAAGAUCCCCCAGAAUUAUUCAGGCACGACGUAAACCCUCAAGGAGUUUGAGCCUAAAUCAGGCCAUGGAGGACACUUGUGAACUAGACUUGGUUUAUGUCACUGAGCGGAUAAUUGCUGUCAACUUUGCAAGUUUGUCAGAAGAGCAGACCUUCUGCAGCAACCUGAAGGAGGUGGCACAGAUGCUUAAAUCCAAGCAUGGAGACAGUUACUUGCUUUUUAACCUGUCUGAGAGGAGACAUGACAUCAGCAAGCUCCACUCCAAGGUGCUGGAUUUUGGAUGGCCUGACUUGCAUACCCCUGCCCUGGAGAAGAUAUGCAGCAUCUGCAAAGCCAUGGAUACCUGGCUCAAUGCUGAUCCUCACAAUGUGGUGGUUCUUCAUAAUAAGGGAAACAGAGGCCGGACAGGGGUCGUUAUUGCUGCCUACAUGCACUACAGCAAUAUUUCAGCUAGUGCUGAUCAAGCUUUGGACCGGUUUGCCAUGAAGAGGUUCUAUGAGGACAAGGUGAUGCCAGUGGGGCAGCCAUCACAGAAGAGGUAUGUCCAUUAUUUCAGCGGUCUCCUCUCUGGCACCAUUAAAAUGAACAACAAGCCCCUUUUCCUGCAUCAUGUCAUCAUGCAUGGAAUUCCCAACUUUGAGUCUAAAGGAGGCUGCCGGCCCUUCCUCAAGAUAUACCAAGCUAUGCAACCUGUCUACACAUCUGGCAUCUACAAUGUACAGGGAGAUAGCCAGACCAGCAUCUGUAUCACCAUAGAGCCUGGACUCCUUUUAAAAGGAGAUAUAUUGCUGAAAUGUUAUCACAAAGAAUUCCGCAGCCCAACACGGGAUGUGAUCUUCCGGGUGCAGUUCCACACCUGUGCCAUUCAUGAUCUGGCCAUUGUCUUCAAUAAGGAAGACCUGGAUGAUGCCUUUAAAGAUGAGCGGUUUCCAGAAUAUGGGAAAGUGGAAUUUGUAUUUUCCUAUGGUCCUGAGAAAAUUCAAGGUAUGGAACAUCUUGAGAAUGGUCCUAGUGUCUCAGUGGACUAUAACACCUCAGAUCCACUCAUUCGCAGGGAUUCCUAUGAAAACUUCAACCUGCGUCGGGAAGACAGCAUGGAGGAGGUUGGGCACACCCAAGGCCCUCUGGAUGGCAGUCUUUAUGCCAAGGUAAAGAAGAAAGAUUCACUCCACGGCAGCACUGGCACUGUUGGCACCAACCGCAUUACCCUUUCAGCUGCUGCCAACCACAUUGAACACACUCUAUCUGUCAGCAGUGACUCGGGCAACUCUACUGCUUCUACCAAGACAGACAAAACUGAUGAGCAGGCAGUGCCAGCUGUCCCUGGUAGCAGUGGAGGGAACAAUCCUAUACUGAGCCCAGAGGAGAAACAGGAGCUUGAGAGCUUACUCAGUGGUUUCGGACUGGAAAACGAAGCCACAAUGCACAACCACAACCCCAGUGGGGUAGGCAUGGUCACUGCCACCACAUCAGGUCGCCACAUAGUCCCAGCUCAAGUGCAUGUCAAUGGCGAGGCUACUAGCAGCUUGGUGGCUGAAAGGGAAACAGACAUUUUAGAUGAUGAGUUGCCAAACCAGGAUGGGCACAGUGUAGGUAGCCUGGGCACUCUCUCAUCCUUUGAUGGCACUACCAACACUAGUGACUUGGGCUACCAUGAGGCCCCCCGGAUGGAGAGCCUCAUUUCUUUGCCCAAUGGAUCAUCCAACUUCAAUGGCAUAGACAAGCUGCAUGAUUCAGAGACAGUCAUAAAUGGUGGCUACCCUUACAACAACCAGAAUACCUUGAGGAGCAUGAUGGGACGCCACCCCCAAGAUCCCUAUGGGCACAUCCGGCCCUCGGUAUCAGCCCAGGAAAAUCUGGCAGACUACUAUCAGCAUGGCUUCCCCACUCCUGCCUGGCUGCAGCCUCAACCACCAGCUUCCAGCCAGCAGUACCCAUAUGGCUAUGACCCAAAUGGAAUAUACCGUUCCCAGUCCUUCCCCAUGGCUACUCUAGAGAGCCCCCAACUCCCCCAGGCACCAGCCCGGAGCACAAGCAGCCGGGAAGCUGUCCAGAGGGGACUUAACUCUUGGCAGCAGCAAAGUGGAGGCAGCAGGCCACCAUCCCGUCACCAAGAUGGUGCCCGAGACAGCCAAAGCCCCAGUGUAUCCAGUGCAAGCCCUCAGCCCAGUCCUUCAGGACCAGCACCACCCCAGAGCAUCAGCAUCCCUGAAUUUCCACGUGUGGCUUCCCAGAAGGAAAUAGAGCAGUCAAUUGAAGCCCUUAACAUGCUUAUGCUUGACUUGGAUCCCUCUUCUGCCUCAGUGAUGCACAAAUCCCAGAGUGUUCCCGUGGCCACUAGAGAAGAGAAACCACGCCCAGUGGCCCUUUCAGUGUCUGCCCAGCCUGUGGCUGGUCCUCAAGUAAUACAACCCAAAUCUUCCAAUGCUUUUGGGAUGAUCCCUGGAAGCCCUUUGCAUAAUUCCAUGGACAUUACUGUGUCACAGCUGCCUGAAGCACCAUCUAAAGUUCAUCCCACCAGACUGCUGCUCCACAGUGCUGGUGAGCCUGAGUUCCCGAGACAGGAUUACAGAGAGGCCUAUUCACCCUAUGGUUAUCAGAACCAGCAGCCAACACAAGCCAGGAGCUAUGGCCAGAGUGCAGGAAGCCCUCCUACCUCUCCCAGGUCUCAUGUAAUGGCAUACAAGCUCAUGGAAGGGCAGCAUCCCCUACUGACAUCACCUCCAUCUGUUAUAAUGACAGUACAAGCCCAAGUGCCAGGAAAGGACACCGAGAAUCAUGAAGAGCCUGCUCAGUCCUUAGAAGAAGAGCCUUUACAUCUGGAAGGUCUGGUGGCUCAGAGAAUAGCAGAGUACAACGCCAAACUCCGGGACAUCCGGAAGAGUAUAAAAAGCCCCCAUCCUCCUCUUCACCGACAGCGAUCCUUCUCCUUUUCUGGAGUCCAGUCACCACAGGAGAAGUCACCAGAAGAAACCGAAGCCCCCAUCCGGAGACGCACAACCAGUGAAGGCCAGUAUGAGAACAGUCCCCAGGACCCAAGUUCACCACGAAGCCCCACCGUUCGCUCUCCAGUUCAUUGUGUCUCACCAGAGGUGGUCAGCACCAUCUCUGCCAACCCGGGAGGAAGACCCAAGGAGCCCCAUCUCCAUAGUUACAAAGAGGCUUUUGAAGAGAUGCAGGGGACUCCUCCAAGCAGUCCACCUUCCAGUGGUGGUGAGACCUCUCCCCCAACCCCCGCCUUCCCUGUCUCACCACAAACCCCUUACAGUAACCUACUGCGCUCUCCACCAGGACUGGCCAAAACUCCACUUUCAGCACUGGGCCUGAAACCUCACAACCCAGCUGAGAUCUUGUUGCAGCAAUCUGGAGAACUAGAUGGGGAGACAAUAGUUGAGUCUCAUGAAGAGCCCCGGAGCUAUGUGGAAUCUGUGGCCCGUACAGCCGCAGGUAGUGGUAGUGGAAGCAGCACAGUUGGGAAAUCUCCAUCCACCCCGGCAUUGCAGACUUACAAUAUUGAGACACCAGAAGGGAACACAUCUUUCAUCAACUCCUUCACCUCACCAAGCCCUGUUGCUUCCAGCAGUCCCAUGCACAGCACCGAUGGGGUUUCUAUAUGCAGCUACCCUUCGGAGAACAGUACCAGUGUAGCUAUACCUUCCCAGCCCUCUCCUGAGUCCAGCUUCCAAUCCAGCAAUCUUUCUCAGGUGCCCUCGGUGCACAGCAGCUACCAAAACACAUCUACAUCAACUCAGGGCCUCCCAGCCUAUAUGAGUGCUGAUUUCCCUGAUGGCCGAGCCAGUGCUCAACAAGAGAGGCCUCUGCCCCAAGUCAGUGCAGUUGGGGUGCAUGUCAUGCCUGGAAGCCCUCAUUCCCUCCACAGAACAGUAGCCACCAAUACUCCCCCUAGCCCAGGAUUUGGGCGAAGAGCUGUCACCACCAAUAUGGUGGGCAGUCCAGGAAGCCCUAGUAUGAGCAGGCACUUAAUGGGUCCACACAGCAACCUUGUUGCCACACCUGGGAGCCCAAAUCUUGCUCGGAACCAGCCUGUAAUGGGAGGAGGUACACCUGUAGUCUCUGGGAGUCCCAGCCUGGAUCGGCAUGCCAUCUAUGGAUACUCAACUCCUGAGGAGAAGCGUCCAGCGCUGUCCCGCCAAAGCAGUGCCGGAGGCUACCAGGCUCCGUCUACUCCUUCUUUUCCUGUCUCCCCGGCCUAUUACCAUGGAAUUAGCAGUCCACAUUCUUCUUCCCCUGACUCGGCCAUCUACAGGCAAGGGAGUCCUACCCCACCCCAGCCACAGCUUCCAGAGAAGAGGAGGAUGUCAUCAGGGGAUCGGUCAAACAGCCUGCCUAACUAUGCCACAGUGAAUGGCAAGACCUCAUCACCCAUCUCCAGUGGCAUGUCCAGUCCAAGCAGUGGGAGUGGCAUGGCUUUUCAUCAGACUUUGCCAGAUUUCUCCAAGUUUUCCAUGCCAGACAGUAGUCCUGAGACCAGAGCUAAUGUGAAGUUUGUCCAAGAUACUUCCAAAUAUUGGUACAAGCCAGAGAUUUCCAGGGAACAAGCCAUUGCAUUGCUGAAAGACAAGGAACCUGGGGCCUUUAUCAUCCGAGACAGCCACUCUUUCAGAGGAGCCUAUGGAUUAGCCAUGAAAGUGGCUUCUCCACCUCCUGGUGUUGUGCAGCAAAACAAAAAAGGAGAUAUCACUAAUGAGCUGGUAAGGCACUUCCUGAUAGAAACCAGCCCCAAAGGUGUGAAGCUAAAAGGAUGCCCCAAUGAGCCAAAUUUUGGUUGCCUGUCUGCUUUGGUGUACCAGCAUUCCAUCAUGCCUCUGGCUUUGCCCUGCAAGCUUGUCAUUCCCAACCGAGAUCCCAUGGAUGAAACAAAAGAGACAACUUCAUCAAGCAACACAGCGAUUGACUUGCUCAAGCAGGGAGCAGCCUGCAAUGUGCUCUUUAUUAACUCAGUGGAGAUGGAAUCCUUAACAGGUCCACAGGCCAUUGCCAAAGCUAUCACCGAGACACUGGCUGCAGACACCCUGCCCUCUGCAACUAUAGUUCACUUCAAAGUCUCAACACAAGGAAUCACCUUAACAGACAACCAGAGGAAGUUAUUCUUCAGACGACAUUACCCAAUCGUCACUGUUACCUACUGUGAUGUGGACCCACAGGAGAGAAAAUGGACUAAAUCGGAGAGUGGUGGCUCUGCAAAACUCUUUGGCUUUGUGGCCAGGAAGCAAGGCAGUACAACAGACAACAUCUGCCACCUCUUCGCCGAGCUGGACCCUGAUCAGCCAGCCGCUGCCAUCGUUAAUUUUGUUUCCAGGGUCAUGCUUGGCUCCUCUCAAAAGAGAUGAGCCAAUGCCUUCCCCCAGCCAGGGGGCUUCUUGCCCUUGAAUUUUGAAGAAGGACUUGGAGUUGUUCCGAGAAGGAGUGCAAGGAAGUGCAUGGUGAAAGAAGGAAGUGAACCAAUGGGGGGAAAGAGAAGGGAAAAAAUAUGUCUGGAUUGUUGGAAGGCCCAAACCAACCAAAUGUACGUACAAAGCAGAAACCAAGGAACUGACACUGUCACCUUUCCCUGCCAAGCUCAAGAGGUGGAGACAAUUUUGGCUUUUGGAUCAGCAUGAAAUCAGAGAAUUCAGCCCCACAGGCCAAAGCACGGAUUUUAUUAACCUUUGUGGGGGUAGGACUAUAUAGUAGUUGCUUGUUUAGAAAAUAAGGCAAACAAACAAAAAUAAUCAUGUAUAUGUGAGCUGCAGGAAUCACAUUGAGAGACAUGCCAAACAAGCAAUCAUUUCUGAAAGUUAUUGCUCCCAACUCUUCAACUGCUGAAUGUAUGAAAUGUGUCUGUAUGGGUGUGCACAAAUAUGUGCCUCUAAGGGUGUGUGUGUGUGUGUGUGUGUGUGUAGUGUUCACAUGUUUUAAUGUGUAGCUGUGGAAAUCUGCAGCAUUAGGGAUCUGUCUUUGCUCAAUGUCGAAUGAUGGUUAUUCAGAAUUUUUACUUGUUGAUGCCCUCUUUCUCCGCUUUCACCAAGGACAUGGGUUUCCAUCAAUCCAUCUUGGAGGAAUGCCUCCUAAGCAUCUACUAAUAUGGUGAGAUCUACUAGGGGGGUAAAAAGUUCUGAUUUUAAUCAGCUGUGGCAUAUAGCCAGACCCAGGGUCUCACACACACAGAGGUACACCUCAUAUGUAUGUGUGCGCGUGCGCGCGCACGCACACACACACACACACACACACACACGAUUGUAUAGAAGAGUUGUUGAGUGGGGAGUCUCUCCCUAGCUAAUUUUAGGAGCAUGCUAGCCAAAGUAAAAGAGUUAUCUUCUAAUCUCUAUGCAGGGAGGUCUGUGGCAGGCCCUUCAAACAGAAAAAAAGCUGUCCUUGCCUCUUAAACUUUAAAAUACCAGCAGUUUGGGAAUGCCAUUCCUUUUAUGUCUAAGGUAAAACUACCCUGCCCAGGUUUAUCCUUUCUCCUUAGGGAGACAUGCACGCUGUUUUGUAUGUUGCAUGGAAAUUAUUCAGUAGCGCAAAGACAAGAUGAAUGAUCAGAUAAUGGGGAAGGGUGGGGGGAUUUUGUAAUAUUAAUCUUUUAAAAAAGAUCCAGGUUGGUGUGAGCUCUGGCUUAAGCAUGGCCAUAGUUGAUUCAGCAACCAGUGGCUAUAGGUUAUUACUCUCUCUGUUGGAAGUUCAGCAUUUAUUGUGUAGCAAAGUUUGUUCAUUGAUUUGCCACAUUAAAUUUUGCUUUUGCUACAGGACGCAUCAAACAUCAGAUCUUGCUCUGAGCUGCUAGCCUAGCAGUGUGUUCUUCGAUUGACAUUUGUUGUGGGAUGGGAAACAGUUCUGUUACCUUAACAAUUUUUCAUUAAGAGUAACUUCAUACCCAUCUCCACAGUGAAUGCAGCUGCAGAGGAAUAAUUUCUUUUUCUGCUUGGCAUUACCAAUUAGCUAUUCUAUUAGCAUAAUUUCUGGCAUUCCUUCUGGGAGCCAUAUGAGUCUAGUACAUUGAUUAAUGGCUCUCAGCAUCUUUGUCAAGGAGAGGUUGAAUUGUCAGCAGGCUUUUGCUUGCCUGUGGAAGGAUCUCUUGCAUAGACCUCCUAGUGCAUUGUGGGAUUUUCUUGCCACCCUUUAAAGCACUUGCGCUUGGCAAAUCCCAGAUACAGACUCUUGUGCUGAAUGGACAAAGAGCUGUUCCCAUGUGUCAAAUCCUAUGGGUUUAUUGUGGAUUCUUGAAUCUCUACUUAAACUAGAGUCAAGGCCCCACUGAAAGCAAGUUGCUAUUGGCUUGCCAUGUCAUCUGGUCCAAAGGGGACCUACAGCCAGGGAAGGGGGUUGGGAUCAUGCCUUCUGGUAGGCUUUAUUUCUUACCCAUAGCCAUUGGGAUGAAAAGCCAUUUCCCCCAAAGUGUUACCUGGCUUGCUAAUAUAACAACCUAAAAAUACUGGGAUAAGAUCUUUAGGGGCAGAAUGUCUGUCAAUGAGACACUUCAUUGCCAAGUGAUGCAGCAUUCUCUAAAAAUCAAAUAUGAAUUACAAGUUGUGCUGUCACCUAAAUUCCCCUGGAGAGUAUGGCUCUCUCAUUGCCUUGAUAUAAUAUAUAUAUGUAUGUAUGUAUGUACGUAUGAAAUAUACUGACAAAAUAAUGUAAGCUAGUCAAAAAAUUUAAAAAGUGAAAUUUACAAGAAAAGUAUUUAUUUAUUUUUUUUGCCACAUUGCUUCUAUCUUUUAUCUCCUCCAAUAUUUGCAAUAUCCUGCCAUUCUUCCCCCGCCCCAUGUUAUAGUCUUUUGUGUGUAUAACUUAGUGGAAAGUAAUUAGUAUUCUUGACAUGGGCAAGGUUUAAAAGAUGAUGGCUAUCCCUCUCCCAAGCUCCUUAAUGUAUUUUUUUUUUUUAAUUUUGUACCACAAUAUGGCAUUUCUCAUUCCUGCCACCUCAUUUUUAGUAAUCCGCCUGAGCAGGUGAGCAUGUAUGAAUUGGUACUCUGUUGCUGAGUGAUAUGAGGGUCAGUGGUGUGCGCAUGUGUGAAAGCGUGUAGAGAAAGACUCAUUUUUGGAUACUGUACAAAGAGUGAGUUUGCAUCUGAGAGCUGUUGCUGAGACAGGUACUUGGAUGGAGUGGGAGCAUCAGUUUUGAUGUCAUCGCCCAGGCUCUGCACCCUAUCUCCACCCAGAUGGGAUGCUGGAGACUGUGACAGCUUAUUUUUUUAUGUUGGUUGCAAAUAUUUCCCUCCUUCUGCAAAAUUCAAGCAAGAUGAUCCCCCUCCCUCGCCUGCAACUGUCUCACCCUGCCAUUAACCAAUUAGAGAAACACUGUGUCUAUAGAUAUAUAAAUAUUAUAAAUAUAUAUAUAUAUAUAUUUUUGAAAGUCUCUAUUUUUCAGACUUCAUUUUUUUCACUGCUUUCAAGCAUUUGCAGUUUCCUCCCUUCUUCUUCAACGUUUGCUGCCCUGCCACAGAAAGUGGUAUUGAAGAUUAAUGGUUUUGUUUCUGUUUUGCAAUUCAAAAGAAAUAAGCUUGAUGUAAGGCAUCUAAUGGUCAUAUAUAAAUAAAUAUCAUCAUGGCAAGCACUUGCAUGUCAGCAGAAUACCUGCUUCUCGCCACAACCUGCUCACUACUAACUCACUCACUGAAGAUGGGAAGUUUAAGAUCUCUACUUCUUAAGCACUUUUGCUGAUAAUGGCUUUAAAAAAGAGAGAGGAGAGAAGCAAAGCUAAUCACAUUAUGUAACAUGUUGCUUUUCUUGUUUGCAUCCAAGACAAAAGCUGCAUUAUAGGAGUAAUGGUUGUGUUUUACAUCUCAGUUUAACUGAGAUCAAGUCCUUAGCUCCUCCAGGGUGGCUUUAAAUCCAGGAUUCACAAAAUAUAUAUGAGAGAAAGAGAAUACCCACAGAGUCACAAGUGCAUGUUAGAGGUCAUGCAACCUCCUUAUUCUAAAUCAGACCAUCUCUCUGUGUAUCUUGAUUAGGUUAAAGGAAUUCUGAAUUUGGUUCACCAUUCCCUUACUCCCCUCUACUGACACUGUGCCUUUCCAGUUGUGUUUGGGGUAACAGAACAGGGACAAAUAAUAAAGAGGCUAGAAUCUCAAAGCCAAUCCAUUCUUAUGGAUUGCCAACCCUGUAAAUGGAAGGAAGUGCCUUCUGAGGUAUAUUUGAAUUUUAAAAAGGUGUCACAAAUUUGAGAAUGAGAAACUGUUUUACCUUCCCCCUCGCCCGUAAUCUCUACCGCACAGGAUGAUAAAGUAAGCCAUGUUCCUUGUCCAUUGUGAUCUGUGUAGAUAUUUGCCCAGAAUGUGAGCAAGUUAUUGCUUCAGUCUUUGUUGAAUCAACCACUCCCCUCUGUCAUAGCCAAAAAGCCAUGCUCACUCUUGUUUUAUUGGAUCAGAGAGGGGUUUUUUUGUGACACUGGUGAGAAAGGCUCCUUUUGUUUGCUCUCUGUUGAAACCCAGAUGCUGGAAGAGGAGCUACAGUUUUCCCCAACAAAGACAUACCUUUUGUUGAUUCUUUUAAAGAGCAUGAGAGGAGACAGUUCCAUUUGAAACACAUCUCCUCCUUCGAAUGCCUGGGAAUGCUGUUUAAUGUAACUUUAUCUCACAUAUACUAUGUAAUAAUGGUUCUGUUAGUUCAAUAGAAGGUGUUAUAUUUCAUUCAACAGCACACAAACACCCUCCCCUGUGCACAGAGAACUACAUAAUAUUGCCAAAGAUACCUGUUUGACAUGCACUAUUCUCAACCUGUUGGUUGUAAAUUUAUUGUAUGUGCCUCUUUCCUUUCCUUGUGUUGUGUUACAUCCAGUUAGCAAGUGUCUUUUGGUUUGCUUUCUCAACAAUUUGUGUAACUCUAACCACCCUUCAACAGGUUGGUGAUGUUAACUGAUUUUAUGUGUAAUUUGAUAUAUGGGGAAAUUUCCUGAGCAGUGAAACAGACAAAGUAACAUGAGAGAGAACAGGAGCAAAGCCAUUCAAAUACCUUCAUAUGUUAGUCCCUGAGGUCUUAACCCUUAUGAAAAGAAAUGCAGCUCAUUUGUCCAAAUUGUCCCUAAUGUGACUAUUGUUACUUGUUUGAAAUUCAAAUAGUCAAUCAUUUUCUACUGCUUGCUCAAAUCCCUUGCCAAAGACCUCUGAGAUAAAUUUAAAGUCAACAGCAUUAAACACAGGAGUAUGCUUUUUUGUUGUUGUGGUGUUGCUUCCAAAGCAUUGGCAAAGAUUUUUUAAAUGUUCUACUGCUGCAAAGUUUGUUUGAUAUCGCACACAACAGAGAUGUGAGGAAUGAUGACCUGAUGAAUUUCUCCACCAUGGUGGCUGGCUGCACUGUUGUUCUAUGUUGGACUAUUAGCCAACAUUGUAGUUAAGUAAUCUUUCCUCUAACAUAGACACAUACAGGAACAUUCACUGCCAUACCUACAGUAUACCACAACUAACUCACUGAAUCAUUGCAGUCUGCAGUCUGAGGUGGAUGUACUGGGAAUAAACAUGAAUGGAAACAGACCAUAUAUAGGAAGAGGGUUGCUAUCUCCUGUUAGCUAGUUAUACAGUUGUUAUUCAGGAAUGACUCAAAAGAGCUUGGAUUCAGGCUGAAUUUGUGUGGUGUGUAUUUGAGAAAUAUUUGGUAGAAUGAUUAGUUCUCUUCAUUCUGCAGCAUUUUGGGGGUAAGUGAGACACACAAAAAGUAGGGUGGAAAUCUAACUUGGAGUUAAUUGCCUUCCAUCAGUUUCAGAAUUUAAAAGUACCUUUGGCCAUCAGGAUAAUAGCAUUGCUGGGUCUUAACUUUAUGCCAUAGAUGAAGAUUUUAAAAUUGUGUCAUAAUGGUAGCAUCCAUGCUGUUCCAAGGUACUGUGUCAUCAUUACCUAGAAGAGAGGUGGGCUGCUCCUCAUUAGAAGUUUUCAAGUCGAGGCUGAACAGCCAUCUGUUGGAGAUGUUCCGGUGAUAGGUCUCCUGCACUGACCAGGAGACCAGGGCAUUGAACUAGAUGGCCUGUAAGGUUGUUUUCCAUGAAUCUUUUGUCAUUAAAGCAGGUAUGAGGUGGGCCAUUGCCCCUUAUCUUGCAUUAUGGUGCCAUUGAUUUUUUUUUUUUUACAUGAAAGUAUAGCUGGCUAACAGAGUUUCAGAAACCAGCAAAGUAGCGUAGGAUUGGAUGAUGUAGCCCACCCUAUCAACAAACAUUCCUAGUGUUUUUAGACUUAUUAUUACAUCUGUCUGGCUUUAACAGAUAUUUAGAGAGGAUGAUAAUGAUAUUUUCACUAGAGAAUAAUGCAUAAUCAUUUUUUUUGUUUUUAAAAAGAAGCCAUCAUAAGUAAACAAAUUGGUCAGUUUAGCUUUUUCCUACAUUCAUUUUUUUCUUGAGUUCUUUCUCUUAAAUUUAUGAAGAAAUCUGUAAUUUUUCCAAAGUUUCUUUCAAAAGGGAACUGGACAAAGUUUUUAGCCAUCUGUGCUAGCCAAAUUAAAUGGGGAUAUCUAUCCUAACAUAGAGAUCAUGCUGUAUUUACCUACUAUGCAAUUGUUUUAAAAUGUAGAGUGAGUCCAUCAGGAAAGAGAAAAUAUAUAUAUGGUAAUGCUUAUCCAGGGGGUUAAAGAUGGAUACAUGCAAAGAGAUUGAAAACCAGUUUUCUAAGAAUAGCAUGGGAAAGUCUAACAUCUGGGCCACAUGUGGCCCUUUAAUCCUUUUAUGCAAUUCUCCCAGGAACCUUCAGUCCCUAAUUUUCUAAAACCUUUUUAUGGGCAAAUAAUUGCUCCAUACCAUCCAGAUCACUGCCAAAAGCCACCAGGAUGCCGCCAUCUAGAUUAAUCCCACCCAGCCAGCCUUCCCAGACAGAAAUGCACAGCUCCUGGCAGCCAAAAAAAAAAAGGUAAAUCAAAAUCAGAAGUGUGAAAAAGAAAGGGUAAUUACAACCUUUAAUGCAACAAUAUAGCCUGACAGGGAGGCAGAGCAAAAUCUGCAAACAGUGCAACCACCAACCCCUGUUCUAAGAGCAAAGAAGAAUUCAAGUGUAGGUGGGUGAAUCUGCCAGUUUCUCCUUUCCCACAUCUUUUUUUUUUAAAUCAAGUUCUUUCUUUUAAUUUUCAAAUGCAGUGGUUAAUUCUUUGCCUUCAGCACUUUGAUCUGCUCACCAACAGCCACAUUCAGAGACUUUGUUGAAAGUGUCCUUGCACUUACUGGAGCCCACAAGCGGGCAACCUGGCAACACACCCAACAAAGCACCUGACUUUAUCCAAAACUACCAUUAGCCAAUGCCUGAAACUACUUGGGCCGAUCAACUGUGUUAUAGUGUUAUCCAGCAAUGAAAGUAUCUGAUGUAACCUUCUGAUCCCUGAAAUGGCUCAGGAAUCUCAAGUCCUACAGAAGAAAGACUCUUAUUGAACCUGUUCCAUGGAAGGAAGUCCCAUGGAAACCAUUUGGAUCAAGUAAUAUGUUGAGAAAUCAUGCUCUUCUUUCUGCUUCAGCUAAGAGCAGUGUACCCUAAAAUGGACCCCAUUGAACUUCAGAGGCCCUACUGCAUUUAUGCUGAAGCAAACUGACUAGGUCUAAUAGAAUCGCUUUGAAGCAGGGCACUUUCCCAAAUACUCAAGACUUUACAAUGUUUAUUAGGAAGUACAGCCUUCAAAUUUUGGUGGGAUUUACUCCCAAAUAAUUAUAACUAGGAUAUCAACCAAACAAUGCAGGUCCAGACUUUUUAUUAAUCCCAUUUGCUGCCUUGUGGAUGCUGCUAUUGUCAUUGUUGCUGUUGUUACAAUAGAUUUUUUUGUCAGUAUUAAUGACUCUUUGAGACAAACAUUUGUUUCUCCUUCUUGCAUCCUUGCAGUUUUUUAAAAAACAGACACACAAAUGUGCAAAUGUGCAUUUUGCAUACCCACAGAGGAAUAAGAGGGGAGGAAAAACCCAGACUAACCCCCUUUCUAUGUAUUUAUAUAGAGAGAAUUCUCCUUUAUAUUUUGUAUCUUUGUGCCCAUAAUUUUCAUCACUUAUAUAUAAGAGACAACUCUGUGCCACUCAUGGUUCAUGUGUGAAUGGACCAUGCACAUCCAAGCUUUCUUUUCCCUUUGUACAGCUAUCUUAACUCAUUGCAGUUCCUUGUAUGGCUUUAUAAAUGAUAAGAUUUUAAACAAAAUCAAUUAUACGAAAUAUACUGUUGCUUGAAAUGCCCAGUUUGGUGUCUGGAUUGCUGGAAUUGUAUCUCAAACUUUAAGGGACUGAAGGAAUAAAGACUCUCUACUUUUUGCACAGGGAA